Messenger RNA from Spodoptera exigua (beet armyworm), 1099 nucleotides. NCBI's taxonomy places the organism in Eukaryota, Metazoa, Arthropoda, Insecta, Lepidoptera, Noctuidae. The record is from the annotation of a GenBank genome assembly.
GUAGUGUGGAUAGUCAGUGGGCCGCCGGUCGCAACCGUGUGCGGUACGCAGUGACCCGAACCGGUGAUCACCUGUUCCAACUUAACAAAAUGGCGUUCUAUUUAAUUUGCUUUUUGGCGGUAAUAUGCAGUUUGCUACAACAAGGAUUAGCAAUCACCUGCUACCAAUGCAACAGUCACAACGACUCGCGAUGUCUGAUGACUAAGCUACCAGACUCCCUGCGACUGCCAUGCGGACCCAAGGACACGAUGUGCAGGAAAAUCUCGCAGGUGGUGGAGUUCGAGAUGAACGGCAUGCCUCCAGACAGCCGCGUCAUCCGAGGAUGUGGUUGGGAUGACAGCAGUUAUAAGGGCCGUUGCUACCAGCGCUCAGGUUUCGGUGGCCGGCAAGAAGUCUGCUCAUGCCUGGAGGACGGCUGCAACUCUGCCUCCAUCCCGGUCGCCGCCACCGCCCUCAUGCUCAUAACCUUCGCAAUCCUCAGGUUCUAGUUGGAACACAUUCGCCAACUCCUCAUUAGCAUCAAUGUCACAAUGUAGAAACACUCGAAAGAGAACCAUUCCAUGAAGUAUGGAAGGUUGUGGAGAACAUAGCAAUUGAAAAGCUUGUCGUAAAACACCCACUGCCAGUACAUGAAUUUUUGACACACACAUCUGUUAAAAAACGAUAAAAAAUCGCCUUUGAUGCAAAUAUUAGAGACAAAAUACUCAUAUGUACCAAAGAAACAAUAAUUGUUUGUUCGUGAACUAUUGAGGCUUACUAUUUUGAGAGCGCUAAUAUAGUUGGCGAAAUCAAUGAGCUGAUAGAUUUAGAUGUUAACAUAGAUAUAGCAAGUACAUGUAUAGGUGUUUGUAAUUUAUUUGUAUGAAUACGUGUUGCUAUAGAUGAAUAUGUGUGGCGUUAACACGUUAAUGAAUUUAGCAAAUCUAUGUAAAUAGACGAUAAUCACGUACCAUUCACACUUAGAGGCGUAAGUAAGAAUAAACUUUAUGUACAGAGGAAUAUAGUUUAUGUUAAAAUCAACAUACAUAGCAUCGAUGAAGUUACCAAAGUCACAAUGAUUGUACAUUUUGUUUAGCGACGCUUCAUUGUUGUGUUUGUA